Messenger RNA from Carcharodon carcharias (great white shark), 5935 nucleotides. Its product is annotated as BTB/POZ domain-containing protein 7-like. Bases 274 to 3855 code for a protein of 1193 amino acids. The transcript is spliced from 11 exons. Gene Ontology annotation, biological process: morphogenesis of a branching epithelium. Gene Ontology annotation, molecular function: protein binding. NCBI's taxonomy places the organism in Eukaryota, Metazoa, Chordata, Chondrichthyes, Lamniformes, Lamnidae. The record is from RefSeq and is a predicted model, not a curated record.
GCCAGUCGCCGCCGAGCGGGAGCGCGCGCCACAGAAAAGCUGAAGAGAUUCGGAAGAAAGCUUUUCUUUUAAGCAAACCUCUUUUUCCCCCUCCCCCUCUCUCUAACGCGGAGAAUUCGGCGGCGGCGAUCGGGCCGAUGCUGGAGUUUAAAAUUUCCUCAGGAACUGUUCUUCAUGCGGUGUAAUGAUCCUCUGUCAGUAGACAGCUGAAGUUGCUUGCUGAGUGGAAGAAGACUACCUUACAGAAAUUCUUGCCAUGUGUGUACAAAGAAAAUGGGUGUUAAUGCUUCUACCUACCCGUAUCCAUCAUGUCCGACAGCUGGGGUGAAAACACAAUCUUCAAAUGCAGUUGGUGAAUCUCCUUCACAUCCUCAGUUUGGAUGUCAGCCAGAGGGGAAGUUCUGCAUCUCUGGAUUCGGCCAGGACAAACGUGAGAAGAAGAGGAGCUCUAAUCUCGCCUUACUGAAGAAGAAACUCUUCAGACGCCGGAAGUCGGCCAAGGCGGCUGACCAUGCCAAGCACAUGCGUGAGCUUCUGUGCGGCUGGGACGUGCGGGAUGUGGGUCUGCUGGUGAAGCAGUAUGAAGCCGCGUUGGCUGUGAAGGAGCUGGUGAUUCAGGCGUGUGUAGCCAGGCCAGAGGCCAGCCGGUUAAAUGAAGAUCUGGCCAAGCUUUACCAGUUCAAGUACUGUACGGAUGUGGACCUGGUAUUCCAAGGUACGUGCUUUCCUGUCCACCGUGCCAUAUUGGCGGCCCGGUGUCCUUUCUUCAAAACCCUCCUCUUAUCCAACCUGGACCGCGCUGAGUUAGUCAUGGACAUCAGCACUGUCGGUAUUGACAUGCCAAUACUGUCAUCCCUUUUGCACUACUUGUAUAGUGGAGAAUUUGGCAUGCAAAAUUCCCAGAUCAAGAACGUCGAUGUGUUGGUUCGUCUCAGUGAAGAGUUUGGGAUGCCCAAUGCUCUUCACUUUGAUAUAUACAGUCUCCUGGAGAGCUCCUGCUAUUACGAUGCAGUCCUCAGCUUUACCUCCAAUCCUGACGUCUCCGAUAGCUUUGAAGGGUGCUGCCUGGAGGGGGAGUUCCGCUGUCAUAAGGCCAUCCUAUGUGCCCGCUCGCCAUUCUUCCGAAAUCUCCUCCAGAAGCGGAUACGCACUGGUGAGGAGACAACAGAUCGGACCUUGCAGACUCCAGCAAGGAUCGUGUUGAACGAAGCAAUCAUUCCAAAGAAAUACGCAAAAGUCAUUUUGCACUGCAUGUACACUGACCUGGUGGACCUAGACUUGGUCCUGCCUUUCAGCCCAUCGACUGGGAGCUUAAGAGAAGUACAGGAUGAAACUGGGAAGGACAGCGAGACUCGACUGGAAAACGCUAUGGAGCUGUUCCAUAUAGCACUCUUCAUUGAGUUUGAUAUGCUGGCACAAGGCUGUGAAGACCUGAUUGUUGAGAGUGUCACGCUGGACUCUUUAGUUGCUAUCCUAAAGUGGAGCUCUCAACCAUAUGGAUCUAAAUGGGUCCAUCGGCAAAUGCUGCAUUUCCUCUGUGAGGAGUUCAGUAACGUCAUCGCUUCCGACAUUCUCUAUGAGCUAAGCAAGGAGCACCUGAUGGCAGCAAUCCAGUCAGAUUACCUGCAGGCAAGUGAACACGAUAUCCUGAAGGCUGUGAUUAAAUGGGCUGAACACCAGCUGGCAAAGCGUCUGUCGGAUGAAGAGCCCAAUUUGCUGAAUGGGACGGCACACAGCGUCAACAAACGUGGGGUGAAGAAACGGGACUUGGACUCUGCGCAACUCCGUGAGAUCAUUUCUGACCUAGUACCUCACGUUCGUACUGCUCACAUCCUUCCAGCAAAGAGUGAGGUCCUGUCUGAUGCUAUGAAGAGAGCAUUGAUCAGCUCGCCCCCAUUGGAUAUGCUUCCUCCCCCAGAGGGCAGGAAAUCCAGAGCGUGGUUUUGCCUCAAGGCUUCUGGCAUCGGUGCCAAGCCACGAUUGUUCUCUCCGUACAUCGAGGAAGCCAAGGUUGUCUUGGAAGAACUAAUGUCGGAGCAGACAAGCUUGGAAAAGGUGCGGAUGAGCCGGAUAUCCAGCGUUCCGGAUACACUCUACAUGGUCGACUCUAGUGUGGCAGACUUUUCCCGCCUGAAUGCUGGAUCCCCACACAGCUGUGAUGAAAGUGUUUCUGCAUCUCUCCGUGAUGAAGUACCUGUGCCUCCAGUAGAUGUGGCUAAAACCAUGUUUAGACGGCUCAAGGAGAUCUGGCAAAGCGACCAGGUGCAGAGGGCUUACACUUUAAACAUUGGUGCUGGGGCAGCUGUCACCGGGGCUGUCUAUUUACGCGUGGUCCGGGAGUUCGGCCUUCCUGAUGUGGCCACUGAAUUAUUAAAGUAUCCUGCAGUGCAUUUUCCUAAUGAGCACCUUGGCAUCGAUAGCCCAACCUUCGCAAAACGCCAGCCAAACUCCCGUCGGACCACUCCAGUCAAGGAAACUAACAUCCUGAGCCUGGAUCCUUUCAGGAAUUUCAGUCCCCCACUCCCUCCCCCUCCUCCUCCCUACCAUCUCCCUCCAACACCCAGGAGAGAAUGCACACAGCCCAGUGAAAAGAAAGAAGACAGCCAGCCUACCUCAUGCCGUGCUUUGCGUGCUAACUUGCAGCCACAUUCUGGCUCUCGGACUUCAGAGCAGGCGGUGCAGGCCUCCAUCAGGGCCAUUAACUGCGAGGAGCCCAGUGAUAGCCACAUGACACUCGAGGAGCAGGUCCCUAGUUCCAAAAGUUUGGUUAAGGACUUGAUGCCUGACAUUGCCAUGGCAGCUGCAUCAAAGCAGAAUUUGAGCCCCAAAGACCCUGAGCUUUGUAAGGCCAUCACUGACACUGGUCGAGAUUCUGCAGAGCCCACCAGUGAAUCGUCUGAACCACUCUGCUCCAACCGGGGUAUCAGUAAGUACAGUCUAAGGAAGAAGAAGCACUCUAGAGGGCAGAAACCUCGAAGGCAUGUAGACUUUUGGAACUACCCUGAUUUUUAUGACUUUUCCCCUGAAGAUUCUUGCCAAUCCUCCGCUUUGUCCCAAAAGUUGCCUUCCCCUUCCUCUUCCCCUUCAAAGGGUCACAUCUUCUGUCAGGACUUGAAGAAUAAUUCUAGACCACCCACUGGUUUAAAGCAAGGUCAGAUUAACCCCACUUCACCGUCAAAAAGGAAAGAGACCUUGAACAGUGAAUCUGCAGAUCCUCAGGAGAAGCCAGAACUUAAAAGGACUUCAGUAAAACUUGACCCAUCACCUACAGUAGAGGUUGUCCAUUGUACUGCUGGCACAGAUUUGACCCAUGGGCUACCGGCCCAUGAGGAAAGGCUACUUGACAUUCAUCAACAGCUUGGAAGAUCUGACCAGCAACUGCCUUUAGAACCAGCUAGUUAUAAAGCCACCUCUGGUGGGACUUUGAUGGGGACGGACUUGAUACAUGGUUUGCCAGCUGAAGAGCAGAAACCUAGACCUAGACUUGCGUCGCCAAUCAAGUGUUCUUUUCUCACUUGCGAGCCACCAGCUUCUCAGUCAAGACAACGGAGCUCCCCACAGACCACAGUAAAAUCCGACAGCCUUUCUUCCCCGGGGCCUAGCUGUUGUGAUUACCUUUACCGGAGGGGUGGAAAUGGCACAGCAAUGACGACGGACCUGACUUGCAGUCUUCCUACCAGCCCCAGUGUUGGUGUGCCAUUAAUCUCGGUCAUCGAAGACUCCUCUGGAAGAAGACUAGCUGAGGCAAACCUCCUCUCACCAUCAAACUGUUGCAUCACUCAUAGCGUGAACUCCAAGAGACAGCCAAGUAAAUCAGAGGCUAGAGACUUUCCUUACAAAAAAUCAGCUCUAUAAAUCUGGUAUUUGUAUUCCUCAGCUGUUAUAUUUUAUAUUUUUUCCUCCCCUUUUUUUCUCUCUCCAUUCUGCAAUGGGUGCCCUUUACAAAAGAAAAAAAUAUGGUGUGAUGAGAGUUCUUGGGUGACUAUGGUCCAGCUUUUUCAGUGUGAGCUCACUGACAUCUCUGACAGUGUUGCUUGGGACAUGAUCUGCUCAGAACAUUGGAUGUUCCUUAGUGAUCAGAUGAAUCAUUUGGGGGAAGGUUGGGGUGGCAGAUUGAGGCUGGGGACCGUUAAUAUGUUAAUUUUUUUUAAAGUGCCAUUGCAUUUGCACCUGGGCAAAGACAGAGCAUUGGCCCCGUGAUGAUGCUGCCAUUGAGUGGCCCAUUCUCAACCUGUUCUAUCACUAGGGACAGUCCACGAUAGGCAGGCCAUCCUCACAGGGAGGUAAAAUUCAAGAGGGAGCUCACGGGAAGCCUUUGCAACACAGCCCAGCAGCUGGCUGUGGAGGAAUUUCAACCAAUAGCCAAGAUCAGAAAGUGGAAGAGGACAGAUUUGGGGAAAGGGGAAUAAGAGGUUUCACUUCCUGUCUCAAGUAUUCCAAAAUCCAAGCAAAAGAGCAAUUAAGAAAGAUGAAACAAUAGGGAAACGCACAAGGAAUUAUUUGAUGACAAGAUAAUUUCCUCUUGACAGUAGGAACUUCCUCUGGGGGGGUGUUCCUACAACACACGGACUGCAGCGGUUCAAGAAGGCAUCUCACCACCACCUUCUCAACGGCAAUUAAGAUGGGUAGUAAGUGCUGGCCUAGCCAGCAAUGCCCACAUCCAGUGAACAAAUAAAAGGAUAGAAAAUGGCUCAGUGGGUUAGAAUCAGGACCAGGAGUAUUGGGGAUAGAGAUGAAGUUAGGCGGGCGUUCCUUUUGUCAGCAUUGUCAGGCAUGACAGCCAGUCACAAGAAUUUGCUCCACUAAUGGCCAUAGAUUUGCUGCUCAUUGUGAAUUUCAGCCAUGCAGAUCAGAGAGGUCCAAGUUUGAUUCCCACAAUGCACUUAGUUAACUGAACACUGUCAGCUUGAUGGUGCGCGAUGUUACCAAAGGAAAGAAAGGUCAACCAGCUUUCCAUGCCUGAUUGCUGGCAAGUGCAUCCAUGUGAUGCCUUCUCCUUUACUCUCUCACUGUCUCCCUUCUUCACCUGUAAAACGCAUGUGUUUGAAUGACCUGUGGAUUGCAUGUGAAGAAAGGGCACUGAGUGAAACUGAGUUCUCCUGAGCAUUGAGAUCAAGGGAGAAACCAUUCACCGUCGGUUACUCCUGUUUAUUGUUGAACCGUCCGCGCUUGAAACAAAAACAAACUAGCUUCCACUCCGUGCCUGAUCGAAGCAGGUUUCUGAUACCAGUCCCCAUUUGGGAGGGGAUAAACUCAAAAAUCAGGGACCACCAUUUGAACAGGUUGGCUGCUCAGCCCUUGUUGCUGGGAAGGAGAUGGGGAUUCUUGGGGGGUGAGGUGGGGGAAGGGGAAUAAAAGGGAAGUAGAUAUCUUUGCGAGUCACAGGUCUUACCAUUUCAUCAACAGUAUUCUGUAGCCAGAGGCUGAGAAAUAGACUGAAAAAUGCUUUUGUUAGUAAAGUUAGUUAUGAAGUUCUUCAAACCUGAGCUAGCCCUUCACUUUUGAUGAUGAUACCUUUUGCUGAGUCUUUUUGGGGGGAGAGCCACUGUCUGUACAAUGUAACACAGUUUCCCAACUGGCCUAUUUGUGAAAAUCCAAAGGCACCUCAACUUAUACACAACAUAGAAGGAACUGACUGAUCAACUAGCCAGGGGUGUCACCAGGAAUUUCAUUUUAAAUGUUAAAUGAUAUGUGGGUGAAACUUAAACUGAUGCACCCAUCAGCACCAGUGAUGGAUUCUGCCCCCCCCUCAAACUCUGCUUCAUGUUUGGUUCAAGUUUUCUGAGUGGUGUGAUGUUUUAGGUGAAGCACAGUUGGGUACAGAUCUGUCACUGGUGGUGGGAGAUGUUUUGAGGGGUUGAACUGAGAGCACUGUAUAAGAAUACAUCUUAGUCGACAACGGUUAUUUUCCAGAGGAGCUUUGGUACUAGCACGA